Paralichthys olivaceus (Japanese flounder) is the source of this 1415-nucleotide messenger RNA. It is a transcript of the gene folr, whose product is annotated as folate receptor. Gene Ontology annotation, cellular component: external side of plasma membrane. The record is from RefSeq and is a predicted model, not a curated record. NCBI's taxonomy places the organism in Eukaryota, Metazoa, Chordata, Actinopteri, Pleuronectiformes, Paralichthyidae. Gene Ontology annotation, molecular function: signaling receptor activity.
GACCUUGAGUUAAGACAAACCCUCCUUGCUGGAAGAUACAAUAAAUCACAGAUUACCACACACAGACACACACAUUCAUGAACACACACGCACGUUUGUGAGACAGACUUUGGACUUUGGAAAUAUGUUUUACUUAAUAGAGGCAACCUUACUCUCAGUCAUGCGCUGCUCACCCACACUCACACAGAUGAAUGUCUUCGGCCUUGAUCUUGUUUAGUCUUGUCAAGUGUGUAAAAGGUGACUGCAGACACCAAUUUGUAGGAUAAUCCCUUCAGGAAGGAAUCAUUACACACUCGAACAAGAACCAUGUGGGUUGUCCUUUCCUUGCUGGUGGCCCUCUGCAGUGGCGCUCUGUCUCUGGACAAACUCAACAUGUGCAUGGAUGGCAAACACCACAAAGUAGAGCCGGGCCGUGAGGGAGACCUUUAUGAACAGUGCUCUCCCUGGCGUGACAAUGCGUGUUGUACGGCCAAUACCAGCUCAGCGGCCCACAACGAUGACUCCUACCUGUACAACUUCAAUUGGGAUCACUGCGGUAUUAUGAGCAAACGGUGCAAGGAACAUUUCAUCCAGGACACUUGCUUCCACGAAUGCUCGCCACAUUUGGGACCCUGGAUACAAGAAGUCAAUCAGACCUGGCGUAAGGAACGUGUUGUGGAUGUGCCUCUGUGUAUGGAGGACUGCCACAGUUGGUGGGAAGACUGCAAGAACGAUUACACCUGCAAGAGUGAUUGGCACAAGGGAUGGGACUGGAGCUCAGGUAAUAACAAAUGCCCUAAAAACAGCAAGUGCAGAAUCUGGACUGAAGUUUACCCCACACCCAAGGCCAUGUGUGAACAAAUCUGGUCCAAGUCCUACCUUUACACCACCGACACCAAAACCUCGGGCCGCUGCAUGCAGCUGUGGUUCACUGGGCCGAACCCCAACAAGAAAGUGGCUGAAUACUACAUUAACAAUGCACAGCAGCACAAGAGCUUCACCUUGUCAAUGUUGCUUUUCCUGGCUGUUGCACUUUUCUCUGUAGUGAUGCACUGACAUGAUAUCCACAUCAUGCAGUCAUGUGUCACCAUAGUGGUUCCAAUAAAACUGUUUUAGAAUUAUCCCAGGUCUCUGUUGGUUUCUAGCCCCAUUCUGAGUCACAGUAAUCUCUCUCAAAUCCUUUAUCUGCAUCAGCUUUAUUUUCUUUGUGAUGUUUAGUUCCCAUGUGCUUCUUUUCAAUUCAUUAUGUCUAGCCAACCACUGACAAGGUGUCCAUGUCACUUUGAUUAUUUCUGCUUGUACACAACAAGUAAAAGCUGUUGUAUUCAUAUGUUGUACAUGUGUUCGCAUGCACACACAUUCACCACUAAAAUGUGAACACAGUCAAAACUCAAGAUGUUUGAAAAAUAGAAAUAAAGUGGAUAAAGAAAAUAAAA